Penicillium pulvis is the source of this 909-nucleotide messenger RNA. RefSeq names its product ubiquitin-conjugating enzyme E2. The record is from RefSeq and is a predicted model, not a curated record. Bases 1 to 909 code for a protein of 302 amino acids. The transcript has a single exon. Lineage: Eukaryota; Fungi; Ascomycota; Eurotiomycetes; Eurotiales; Aspergillaceae.
AUGACUAGCCCCUCUACAAAACGCCUCCUCAAAGAAUCAACAGACCUUUACAAGAACCCAAGCCCUUACUUCACAGCCGCUCCAAUCAGCGACACCAACCUCCACGAUUGGCACUUCACCCUCGCCGGUCCCCCCACACCAACCCCCUACGCAGGUGGCCUCUACCAUGGCCGCAUAACCUUCCCACCAACAUAUCCACUCCGACCACCCUCAUUCCGCUUCUUAACCCCAUCCGGCCGUUUCGAGGUCAAUCGCGAGAUCUGUCUCAGUAUCUCCGGCCACCAUGAGGAAACGUGGCAACCAGCCUGGGGCGUGAGGACAGCAUUACUAGCGAUCCGGUCGGAGAUCUUCAGCAGCGAAAGUAAAGGGCAGGUGGGUGGUGUUGAGGGAAGUGCAGAGUUAAGGCGCGAAUAUGCGAGGGUUAGUCCGCAGUGGGCUUGUCGGGAGUGUGGGGUUAGUAAUGGGGAUGCUAUGAAGGAUUGGUGGGGAAUUUGUGUAGAGAAGGGGGUUGAGGUUGAUGUUGAAGGGUUUGACGGUAAUGGUUCAUUUGGAAAUGGGGAACAGCAGGCUGGACCUGCUGAUGCAACUGCGGAUGUGGAGAGGCAGGCUGAGCCUGUCGCUUCGACGACAGCAACAACUUCUGCGCCGUUGCAAUCGGAAUCACAAAUACAGCCACAGGUAGCUGCGCCGGUCGAAGCUACACAAUCCACGCCUGCUGCUUCUUCUUCGUCGGCAGUGCCAGCUCAGUCAUCUACAGCUCUUCAACCUCGACCUGUACCCGCAACUGCAACAAUCACACAGGCCUCGGAGCCGGCGAACAGCCCGUGGCUAGACAGAGCAAUUGUGGUCGUUGUUUUCGCCUUGAUCAUCUUGAUCUUACGUCAGACAUUGGACGUAGAGGAUCUCUAG